GGUCGCUUCCGCAAACAGAAUCGUGGAUGGAUGUGUAGUGUUAGUUCAUGAAGUUUUACCAUCUAAGUAAUCAAAAAUGGAAAAUUCUGUAAAAGCAGAGUGUGAAAAGAUCUCUCUUGAAGACGCAAAAGCAUCAACAGAUUCAGAAACAGAGUCUUCAUUCAGUAUUAAUGAAAACACAACCACUCCUGGGACUGGGCCCUCUGAAAAGGCUUCUAUCUGUGGACACGUAGACACACCAAAAAAGAGAAAAAUGGAAUUUGAAGAUGAUAUUGUAAAGGAAAGUUCUAGUUGUGGGGAAGACACUCCAACCAAGAAAAGAAAACUUGAUGCUGAAAUUGUUCCAGAGGAAAAAGGUUCUGGUGAUGAUGAAGGCAUUUCAAGGAAAAGAAGAAUGGAAACUGAUGAUUUUCCAAAAGAUGAACCUUCUACUGGAGAUGGCACACAGAAAAAGAGAAAAAUAGAACUUGAGGGUGUUCCUGAAAAGCAAAAAAACUUAGAAGAGGGACACAGUUCAGCAGUGGCUGCCCACUACAAUGAACUUCAGGAAGUUGGUUUGGAGAAGCGUAGCCAAAGUCGUAUUUUUUACCUCAGAAACUUUAAUAAUUGGAUGAAAAGCGUCCUCAUUGGGGAAUUUUUAGAAAAGGUACGACAGAAAAAAAAACGUGAUAUCACUGUUUUGGACCUGGGAUGUGGCAAAGGUGGAGAUUUGCUCAAGUGGAAAAAGGGAAGAAUUAAUAAGCUAGUUUGUACAGAUAUCGCUGAUGUUUCUGUCAAACAGUGUCAGCAGCGGUAUGAGGACAUGAAAAAUCGUUGUCGUGACAAUGAAUAUAUUUUCAACGCAGAAUUUAUAACUGCUGAUUGUUCAAAGGAACUUCUAAUUGACAAAUUUCGUGACCCAGAAAUGUGCUUUGAUAUCUGCAGUUGUCAGUUUGUCUGUCACUACUCAUUUGAGUCCUAUGAGCAGGCUGACAUGAUGCUCAGAAAUGCUUGUGAGAGACUGAACCCUGGAGGCUAUUUUAUUGGUACCACUCCCAAUAGCUUUGAACUGAUAAGACGCCUUGAAGUUUCAGAAACAGAAUCAUUUGGAAAUGAGAUAUAUACUGUGAAAUUUCAGAAGAAAGGAGAUUAUCCUUUAUUUGGCUGCAAAUAUGACUUCAACUUGGAAGGUGUUGUGGAUGUCCCUGAAUUCUUGGUCUAUUUUCCAUUGCUAAAUGAAAUGGCAAAGAAGUACAAUAUGAAACUAGUCUACAAAAAAACAUUUCUGGAAUUCUAUGAAGAAAAGGUUAAGAACAGUGAAAAUAAAAUGCUGUUAAAACGAAUGCAGGCCCUGGAGCCAUAUCCUGCAAACGAGAAUUCCAAACUUGCUUCUGAGAAGGUGGAUGACUAUGAACAUGCAGCAGAUUACAUGAAAAACAGUCAAGUAAGGUUACCUUUGGGAACCUUAAGUAAGUCAGAGUGGGAAGCCACAAGUAUUUACUUGGUCUUUGCAUUUGAGAAGCAGCAGUGAGCACAUAUACAGUAGCCCCAGGACAGCUGUGGCCUGUCUUGUACAGAUUUGCGUGAUCCAUCCUAGAUUUGACAACUUCCUGUUUGUUUGUUUUAAUUAGUCUAAAUGUGCAGGACGCUGCCGGAAA
Molecule: messenger RNA, 1637 nt
Organism: Puma concolor (puma)
Lineage: Eukaryota; Metazoa; Chordata; Mammalia; Carnivora; Felidae
Gene: RNMT
Product: RNA guanine-7 methyltransferase
Biological process (GO): 7-methylguanosine mRNA capping
Cellular component (GO): nucleus
Molecular function (GO): mRNA 5'-cap (guanine-N7-)-methyltransferase activity
Source: RefSeq, a predicted model, not a curated record